UAAGCCAUUCCAAUGUUUUCCAACGCCUUUAAUGGUUUAACUUAUAUAAACAGUUUUCAUAAAUGCGUUUGUGAUUAAUUCGUAGGGCGGAGGAACGGAACGCUAGCCUUAUAACCGUUACUAUCUUAUCGCGCAUGUGCGUCAGAGGUGGACAAAGAAGUUAUUUUGUUUGGUUACACUGGAAUAUAGUUCUGACAGUUUCGGAUUUAUUUUAAAAGCAGAGAGUUAAGAUUAUCUCGUAAAAGUUAAGGAUUUAAAACUUACGGAGUGGAUAAAAUACGUGUAUUUACUAUAUCACUCGAUAUUUUGAUAUUUGCCUCCUUUAGAUAUACGAGUAAAAUAUAAACUGAUAUUUUGAGGGCAAAUCCAAGUUUUUCACUUCAGUUGCGAUUUAAUUAUUUCGAAACAGGAAAGAAUGCGUGUAAUUAACUUACUUAUCAAGAUAGCCGUGACACUGGCGGUUGUGUACAGCUUACCCGUGAAAACCGUGAAGCGAUCAACUGAUUUAGACGCAGGAGAAAUUACGGAUAAGUUAUCAAGACUGAAAAACCUACUGGAAAGGCUAGAGGAUGUCCAGCAAGCAAAAGCUAAUUUAGAAAACAAGAUGAAAGAAAGUGAAAGGGAUCCGAUAGAACAUGGUGUUGAAGGGCUGAGCCGAACAGAUAAACGUACAAAUGCAAAAGCUGAACAUGAUGGCAAUCGUGAACCUGAAGACGAUAUUAUCAACCUAAAAAUGCUUAAUAAUGUACAAAAAGUUAAGUUGCUUAAAGAACUUGUCAAAGAAGCACAAAGCGUAAAAAGUGAAAGCAUGGUAGACGAAGGUACAUUUGCGGAUACUGCAGUACCAGAAUCAAAAGAAAGAGCGGAUAUUGUGGACUGGAAAGAUCUGACAAAACGUCUUAACGAUGAGACAGAUAACAUAUAUCAGCAACACAAUAAACAAGAUAAAAAGCCAGUUCAUAUAGAGACAGAAACUAAAGAAGGCACGUUUGGUGAAUUCCGAGAUGAAAUAAAAUAUGCCGUAGAGAAAAACCUGCUUACAGAUAUUGCUCUGGCCAUUCAUAGUGGCAUAAGUGUAGAUGAAAUCCUAAAAGACCUUGUCGCAGAAGGAAAUGCGAGAAGCCCCGAUGUUGUUUGGGCUAAAAGAGACAGGGACUGAUGGACGUUUUACAAUUCAUGUGCAUUUGUUUCUACCUGCAAUUUUACAUAGUAAAUGUCCAGAAAAAAAUCGUGCAAUUUUUAGCAAUUCUUGAAUAAACUAUUGUAUUUUAAUAUUUAUAUUAUAUUGUUAGGUUUAAAUGCAUUCAUUUUGGAAAAAAAACUUUGUUUAUUACGGACAUCAGAAUGAUUUUGACAGUUCUAUAAUAUGAAGAUUAAGCCACAUUAUGUAUACAGAUAUUGGUUAUAUAGUUCGUAUAUUAAUGUCAAUCUGAUUAAAAUCAGCUCCUAAUAAACGCUAUGCAUAAGGAUCUGACGACCACCAAUAGGAUGUCACCUUCUCGUGACCUUUUAAACAGCCAAUCAUCGGUGAGCUUUCAUAGUUUUUACUGCUGAAAAACCAAUACUGAGAAGUUAACAAAUACUGUGGCAAUCAGAUCUACAUGUAAGAAAUAAGUAGAUUUGAACUUGAGACAGAUUUAAUAAAAUAUUGAUGUAUAAUUCAAUUUGCUUGCCGUACAUCAUGUUAGAGUAUUUCAUCAUUGAAAACAACUGCAUUCCUUUAUCGAAAAGAAAAUGUUACUGAUUUACUUUAGACUAGAAACAUUAAAAUUUAUCUGAAUUUUUUAGCUAAAGAAUGCUUUUGGUUAUUUUGGGCAAAUACCUUAACAUUUUAUCUUAUUCUUUAAAGAAAAAAUAUUAUUGGUGUAUUUUGAAAUAUGAAACAUUAAAAAAUCAUUAAGAUUUCAAAUACGCAUUAUAAUAGAAAUGUGCUGUUUAAAAUAUACAUUCCUGUAUAUAUGACGUAGAAAGUUUGUCGCAUCCUUUCAUGAAUAAACAUGAUAAAAAGAUAAUGCUCUCUAAAAAAUUUAAAUGUACUCAAAAAUGAGUGACACUCUUUAACUUUUUUUUCAAUUUCCAAAAAAAUUGUAUUUGAUAACCGUCUGCUUUAGUCAUUUAUCUAAAUAUCUUAAAGGUUAUCGAUUCAUUCGACACCAUCCCUUCCCCCGCCCACUCCUUAUCCAGUCUUCCUGCACUACGCAAAAUUGUCAACAACAUUACUACAUUUUCACUUUGUGAAAACAAAUUUUUUAUUGUACCUGAUUUUAGUACAUAUAUCGGUAAUACAUCUUAUCGUGUGUUUUUAUUCUUCUUUAUUACAUAUUGUUAUUUGUCGUUGAUGUUGUACCAAUUGUUUUAUAAAGUUUCGGUUCCUGACGUCAUAUUUUCAUUUUUGAACUGUUGAACUUUGCAGUAGUAAACAUUUGUUUCAUAUUUUUUUUUAAAUCCGUACCAAGCUAAAGUUAAUACAUGGACCAAUCUAGUCAUCAUUUUGAAAGCAGCAUGCCUCUAGAUUCAUGCUUAUUUUUAGAAAUUUUUUAAAACGUAUUUAAAAGUAUAAUAUUGUGAAGUAACCAAAAGUAAGCAAUUAGCACGUUAUCAGUGACACAACCCCAGUAAAUUACAAAAAAAGGUAAAAUCAAGCGUUAGUAACAGAGUUGAAAUAUAAUUAUCAAUACGGAAAAAACAGUCAAUAAUCGAAUAUAACAUACAUGUACUUAUUAUUACUUGAUUCUUGAAUCUUUUUACUUUUUCUCAAAUCACAGUACACUUUGAUUUUAUUCGAAUAUUUUGGCUCAUCCGGAGGGCUGUAGCUUUAAGGAAAUAUUUCGAAAUAGAAAUACAAUUUUUUUUUUCAAAAAAUAUUCUUUUUUUUUUAAUAUUAAGAAUUUUUGUAUAAAAAUAAAGGUGUUUUAAUUUGAAAUUAUAUGCAUUCAUAUUCGAUAAAAGGUGUAACGCAUUGACUAAACAUUUAUGGCAUCGUUGUAUCGUUGCCAGUCUUAUAUAAAAAAAAUGAAUAUCUUCACUUAAAAGUCUUACAAUUUUAACAUUAGCUAUUCAUUUUAAUUGUCCGUUUUAAUACA
Molecule: messenger RNA, 3083 nt
Organism: Ruditapes philippinarum (Manila clam)
Lineage: Eukaryota; Metazoa; Mollusca; Bivalvia; Venerida; Veneridae
Exons: 9
Coding region: 416-1159 (247 amino acids)
Source: RefSeq, a predicted model, not a curated record